UAAGUGGCGUGGAGGGAACGGCGGCUCCGGCGCUAUGGGCUCGUCCUCGCUGGGGGGACUCCGGUUGCUGGUGGCUUUCUACUGCCUGGUUGUCCACGGAGCAAGGGAAAAGUGUGAAGUCUCUCAGUUCCAGUGUAGUAAUGGUCGCUGUAUUACUCUGUUAUGGAAGUGUGAUGGAGACGAAGAUUGUUCUGAUGGGAGUGAUGAAAGCUCUUGUGUGAAGAAGACCUGCGCUGAGUCUGACUUUGUCUGCAACAAUGGUCAAUGUGUACCGAACAGGUGGCAGUGUGAUGGGGACCCAGAUUGUGAAGACGGUUCGGACGAGAGCCCAGAACAAUGCCAUAUGAGAACGUGCCGAAUUAACGAAAUUAGCUGUGGUGCUGGCUCCACUCAGUGUAUCCCUGUGUCCUGGAAGUGUGAUGGUGAGAGUGACUGUGACAGUGAAGAAGAUGAAGAAAACUGUGGUAAUAUAACUUGUAGCACAGAAGAAUUCACCUGCUUCAGUGGGCACUGCAUCUCCAAGAAUUUUGUGUGCAAUGGCCACGAAGACUGUAGCGACGGCAGUGAUGAACUGGACUGUGCUCCCCCGACCUGCGGUGCCCACGAGUUUCAGUGCAGCACCUCCUCCUGCAUCCCCUCCAGCUGGGUGUGCGACAACGAUGCCGACUGCUCUGACCAGUCGGACGAAUCCCUUGAGCGCUGUGGCCGCCAGCCCGCCCCGCACGCGAAAUGCCCAUCUAGCGAGAUCCAGUGUGACUCGGGGGAGUGUAUCCACAAGAAAUGGCGCUGUGAUGGGGACUCUGACUGCAAGGAUGGAAGCGAUGAGAUAAACUGCCCUUCUCUCACUUGCCGACCCGACCAGUUCAAGUGUGAAGAUGGUAACUGCAUCCAUGGCAGCAGGCAAUGUAAUGGCGUGCGAGACUGUGUAGAUGGAUCCGACGAAGUCAACUGCAAAAACGCCAAUCAGUGUUCAGGACCUGGAAAAUUCAAGUGCAGAAGUGGAGAGUGUAUAGAUAUAAGCAAAGUAUGUAACCAGCAGCAAGAUUGCAAGGACUGGAGUGAUGAACCCCUGAAAGAAUGCAAUGUAAACGAAUGCUUGCUUAACAAUGGUGGAUGUUCACAUAUCUGCAAAGACCUAGUUAUAGGUUACGAAUGUGACUGUGCAGCGGGGUUUGAACUGAUAGAUAGGAAGACAUGUGGAGAUAUUGAUGAGUGCCAAAACCCUGGAAUCUGCAGUCAAAUUUGUAUCAACUUAAAAGGUGGCUACAAGUGUGAAUGUAGUCGUGGCUAUCAAAUGGAUCUUGCUACUGGAGUGUGCAAGGCCAUAGGAAAAGAGCCAAGCCUAAUCUUCACUAAUCGAAGGGACAUCAGGAAGAUUGGCCUAGAAAGGAAAGAGUACAUCCAACUGGUAGAACAGCUAAGAAAUACUGUAGCUCUGGAUGCUGACAUAACUGCCCAGAAACUAUUUUGGGCUGACCUAAGCCAAAAGGCCAUCUUCAGUGCCUCAAUUGAUGCCCGGGACAAAGUUGGUAGACAUGUUAAAAUGAUCGACAAUGUCUAUAAUCCUGCAGCCAUUGCUGUUGAUUGGAUCUACAAGAACAUCUACUGGACUGAUGUGGCUUCCAAGACCAUUUCAGUGGCUAGCCUAGAUGGAACCAAGCGGAAGAUCCUAAUUAAUUCUGACUUGCGGGAGCCAACUUCCAUAGCGGUGGACCCGCUCUCUGGCUUUGCUUACUGGUCCGACUGGGGAGAACCAGCCAAGAUAGAAAAAGCAGGAAUGAAUGGAUUUGACAGACGACAACUGGUGACAACAGACAUCCAGUGGCCCAACGGAAUUACACUUGACCUUGUAAAAAGCCGCCUCUAUUGGCUCGAUUCUAAGUUACAUAUGCUAUCCAGUGUGGAUUUGAAUGGCCAGGAUCGACGAAUUGUACUCAAGUCGCUGGAAUUCCUUGCUCAUCCUCUUGCUGUCACUAUAUUUGAGGAUCGUGUCUAUUGGAUCGAUGGGGAGAAUGAAGCUGUUUAUGGUGCAAACAAAUUCACUGGAUCGGAACUAGCUACUCUGGUGAACAACCUUAAUGAUGCACAGGACAUUAUUGUUUACCAUGAACUAGUACAGCCAUCAGGUAAAAAUUGGUGUGAUGAAGAUACCCCGAAUGGAGGCUGUGAGUAUCUGUGUCUACCAGCUCCUCAGAUAAAUGAUCACUCUCCAAAGUAUACCUGCUCUUGUCCCAGUGGGUAUAACCUCGAAGAUGGCGGCCAAGGAUGCAGAAGUACUGCAACUGUGGUUUAUGAAACACGAGAUACCAGCACCACAGAAAAAUCACCAACUGUUGGACUAAUUGCUGGAGGAGCCAACGUCACUACUACGGUAUCAGAAGUCAGUGCGUCUCCAAAGGGAACUUCAGCAGUGUGGGCUGUGAUUCCUGUGUUGCUGUUGACAAUAGCAGCAGCAGGUGGCUACUUCAUGUGGAGGAACUGGCAGCACAAGAACAUGAAAAGCAUGAAUUUCGAUAAUCCCGUUUACUUGAAAACCACUGAAGAAGACCUCACGAUUGAUAUUGGCAGGCACAGCUCUUCCGUUGGACACACUUAUCCAGCGAUAUCAGUCGUGAGCACAGAUGACGAUCUGGCCUGAUGCCUCUGCCACAACCUGUUCCCGUCUACACUUAAGUUUUGAAGAUUUUUUUUAUGGUAACCAAGCUAGUGGCUGAAUAAGACUUUCUUCCUCAAUUCUAGAAGAAGAACCUGAAGAUGUGUGGAGCAAGUCCACAUACCUUUUUUUAUCCUACUUCUGUCCACAGUGUAGUUCAGCUUCAGAUGAGGUUACCAACUACUGUAACCCUCAAAUUUUUAGUCAGUAUUGCCAUCACUGGCCAAAUAUGCACUUUCCAUAGAAAGCCAUAUUCCAGCAAUGAAAACUUGUGCUAUAGUCUACCACCUGUACAUAACUUGUAUAGGCCAUCUGUAAAUAUCCCUAGAACAAUCACUAUUCUUAAGCACUUUGAAAAUAUUUCUAUGUAAAUUAUUGUAAACUUUUUUCAAUGGUUGGGGCAAUAGGAGCAAACGGGUUACUAAGAUGAAAUUGCCAAAAAAAAAUUUGUAAACGAGUAAUUUUUGUAUGUGUGAAUGAGAACAAAUCUUUGUGACACUUAUGGAGGUAUGCAGAGUGUGUGUUCAGUAAAACACUGUACGACUUUUUCCAAGUGCUAAAAUUAAACCAAGCAGC
Molecule: messenger RNA, 3229 nt
Organism: Tachyglossus aculeatus (Australian echidna)
Lineage: Eukaryota; Metazoa; Chordata; Mammalia; Monotremata; Tachyglossidae
Gene: VLDLR
Product: very low density lipoprotein receptor
Exons: 19
Coding region: 35-2638 (867 amino acids)
Cellular component (GO): plasma membrane
Molecular function (GO): calcium ion binding; protein binding
Source: RefSeq, a predicted model, not a curated record